Branchiostoma belcheri (Belcher's lancelet) is the source of this 2573-nucleotide messenger RNA. RefSeq names its product ubinuclein-1-like. The record is from RefSeq and is a predicted model, not a curated record. NCBI's taxonomy places the organism in Eukaryota, Metazoa, Chordata, Leptocardii, Amphioxiformes, Branchiostomatidae. Bases 240 to 2573 code for a protein of 777 amino acids. The transcript is spliced from 20 exons. Gene Ontology annotation, cellular component: nucleus.
GAAAGUAUUUCCGAGUUGUCAUUGUUUACAACAUGUGACUGUUUCUAGCAGACGACAGACCAAACCACGCCCCACGAUCUAUCCCACAAUCCUGUUCUGCGCAGGCGCACUCGCCUCCUCGCGACAGAAAGCAAAAUGGCGGCAAUGGCGGCUAAACUUGGAAGUUGAAGUUGUUGACUUCUUCGCGAAUCCGCAGUUUCUGGUGCGUUUCCCGGCCGCGCUCGACCUUCGGAUGAACCAUGGCGGAAGCCAAGCGGAUUGUGCCGAUCCCUCUGAUGGGAAAGAAGCCGUUGGGCAAGGAGAAGAAGGAGAAAUCGACGCCCCCUCGUGCUCCGACCCUCCGGUUCGCCCUGUCUCUCACACCGAGCACCGACAAAACGUGCCCCGAGAUCUCCUACGUCGACCUCGUUAAAAAUGCCAUGAGUAAAGACAAGGACAGCAGGCCAACUCCAAAUAAGGACGUCCAGGUCAUUGACCCCAGCGACCCCUUCGCAGCUGAGGAUGCCAGGGAGGUCGCGGAUGUGGAAAGGAUCGCCCGGCACUUUGAAGAGAAAUACGGUCCUUCGACAGUCAGCAAGGUCAAGGGCAGGAGAAAAGACAGGAUAGAGGACUUAGUGGACAUGGGUCUGGGGUAUGACGAGACAGACCCGUUUGUGGACAACUCGGAAUGUUAUGAUGAGUUGGUGCCAGCUGACAUCACCACCAAACUGGGUGGUUUCUACAUCAACUCUGGAGUCCUGGAGUUUAGAGACGUCUCCGACUCUGACUCCGAGGGCAACUUUAAGGCACCAGGUGUGAAAAGAAAAACACCAAAGAUCCUGUCCGACUCAGAAGACUCAGGAGGUGACUUCAAGGAUGCCACCAAAAAAAAGAGAAAAAUGAGAAAACCUUCCAAAGACGGUGUGGAGAAAGACGGGGUGAGAAAACGGAAGCGGUUGAAGGACCCGCUGGACCCAAACAAGCCCAAGAAGCCACGGAAACCACGGGAGAAAGGAGAUGGUACUACAAAACCCCGAAAGAAGAGUACCCCAACUGUGGCAGAGCUUUUGCAGAGACAACAGCAGCUUCACCAGCCAGGCCAGCCCCUCCCUACCUCCAACAGCACAUCUCCUCCCUCUGCAGGCUUCCCUCAGCACAACAGCAACGUGUCAGCAUCUAACCUGCUCAGCUCGGCUGGGUUUGGGACAUUAGGUGCUGAUGUAGGCUCCUCCUCCUCCCUGCUGGCCGGCAGCAUCCUGUCAGGUAUUGGAGACGGUAGCCUAGGUGACGGCAUCAAUCCCGAGAAACCCCCCAACCUCCCCACCGGCCUGCCCUCCGACCUCCACACUACCAUCGUCAAGCUGAAAGAGGCGGCUGAGAUGUCUUCAGACGGAAAGUGCAAGUUCUUCACCCCCUCCGUCAAUAGCAUGUUGUUAGAUGUGGAGAUGCAGUCUAGAGAACUGAAGUGUUCAGAAAGAUCUGGAGUGUUUGCCCACCUGGCUGCCCACCUUCCCUGUACCAAGGACACACUCCUCAAGAGGGCCAAGAAACUCAGACAUAGUGAACUUGACAGUCAGCUGCGUGAGCCGUUGUUUCGGUUACGAGAGGCGAUCGGGAAGGUGAUGCCGGAACAGAUCCGGCGCCACCAGGAGGAGUGCAAGAUCGCCACACAGGCCAAGAUAGAACAGAUCCAGGAGAGCCAGCAGAGUCUGCACAGGGAGGGAGAAGGAGAGAACCCUGGGUCCACGUCAGAUGAGGAUGAGGAGGGGACCAAGAACAGCCUGGACAACAUCAAGAUCAAACGCUCCAGCAUGCCCAGGAGGAAGUUCGAGUGGACGGAAGAGAUCAGGAAACUGCUGUACGAGGUGGUUAGGAUUAAGGUUCAGCACUACGACAAGUCUCGCUCCCAGUCUGCUGAGGAGUACCUCAAGACUUAUCUGGAGCAGGAGGUCAAGAACUGCUGGCCGAAAGGCUGGAUGCAGGCAAGAAUGUUGUUUAAAGAGAGCAGAUGUAUCCAUAGCUGUAUAACAGCACAACCACCGAAGCAGAAAAAGAUACAAGUGAACCCUGCCCCAAAGAAAGCAGCUAUCGUCAAGUUUGGGCUGGACCAUCCACCCCAUGUGUGGGGGUGGAUCCAGCAGCAGGACCGUAAGUCUGGCUCGCCCGUGGUGCUGUCCUCCGGCGGAGUCAUCGCCCCCAGCGGAGCGGCAGGGACCAGCAACAACUCCACUUCACCCAGCCAGCCCUUCAAUAAACCUGUUCCCAUGGCGACCAGCAAACCCGUUACCAUGACAACAUCAUCUUCGGCACUCCAGUCCAUGUCGUUGUUCGCGUCGUGCGUUGCGGCGGAAAAGCAGCAGGCGUCGGCUUCGGUUGUCUCGUCUCCUCCGUCCGGCCUUCCCAACGCUCCCUCCCUCACCUCCUCCAUCUCCUCAUUCAUUCCCACACUCCUGGACUAUGCAGACUCCGACGUUGUCGGCAAGACAUCUUCUUCGAAACAACAACAACCCACCAAGGAGUCUCCCAAUCCCAAGGAGUCUUCUUCAUCUGCUUCCCCCACGGAUAACUCCAUUGGACAUGCUAUAGGUUCGUGA